Messenger RNA from Phytophthora infestans T30-4, 1731 nucleotides. RefSeq lists its product as uncharacterized. Gene Ontology annotation, cellular component: membrane. The transcript is spliced from 2 exons. NCBI's taxonomy places the organism in Eukaryota, Oomycota, Peronosporomycetes, Peronosporales, Peronosporaceae. The record is from RefSeq and is a predicted model, not a curated record. Gene Ontology annotation, molecular function: nucleoside diphosphate phosphatase activity. Bases 1 to 1731 code for a protein of 576 amino acids. Gene Ontology annotation, biological process: nucleoside diphosphate catabolic process.
AUGGGGCGACGUGGCUUCUGGGUGCUGCUGCUCCUGACCCUGCUGGGAUGCGUGCAGACCGCGCAGAACGGACCCAUGCCGCCACCUGCACGCGCCCACUGCCGCGUGUUCGUCGUGGCGGCUGGGACGCACACGCGUGUGCUGAUCCUGCAGAACGCGUACGAACAGGACGGGAUCAACGUUUACGACCAGCUCCCAGCGUUAUCUUCCGUCCUGCAGGAUACAGAUACGCAGGAUGAGAAAAAGCGCGCAGAGGAGGCGUAUACGACUCUGCGGCCAGCGUUCGACCAGGCCGUUGCAUGGCUCAAGGACCGGGUGGACCCUGCGCUAUGUUUUGCUCACUUCGUCGUGGCGGAAUCAGAGAUGUCGUCUAAUUCUGAGACACAGGACGACGCGGCACUCGUGACCAGACGCCUUGACCAUCUUCGAGCCCGAGCCAGACGCGAUGGACACUUUCCCUUUGCGCUGAACGCGGAGCAGCAAGAUAACAAGGAGAGCGUCGCUUCUAGCGGAGAUUUGCGUGUCGUGCCGGCCACUUGGCGUCGCUACUUCCACAUAGUCGCUCCGUCGCUCAGUCCUGGACAAGUCGAAGUCUUCGGACUGUUGCACGUGGACGCCGGAGGACACGCUGGCAGAUUGAGCUCUGAGUCGGACUCAGAUGCUGCUGAAAUGGUGUUCGAUGUUCGAGAGCGAUGGAGACGCAGUAAACGACAGCGACAGGUCAGUGUGGCACUUAACGUUAGCGAUUUCUAUGGACGAGAGUAUCCAGGCUUUGGACGGCGUGCAGUUCAGCAGGCAGUGGUCCAACUGAAGCAGGAAAAAGACAAGAAGGCCGCGUCGAGUGCUCUGCAACACCCAUGCUUUUUAAGAGGCCACUCGUCAGUUGUUGAGGGUGUGAAUGUGACGCUGGACGGCACUGGAGAUGCAGAUAAAUGCAUGACACUGCUGCGAUCGCACAUCGCCUCAAGUAACGCCAACUGUCCACCGGAGAACUUCUGCUUCUUGGGCAGUACACCUCAGCCACAAAGCGCUGGAUCUUUCUACGCGUCAGGAGUGCUGAGAGAAGCGGUGAUCAGUGCAAGUCGAGUGCUGGGGCUCACAAGCAGCAAGCUCGAGGAGAAAGAGGUGGAUCAACUCCAACUCCCGACGCCGACUCUCACGGCCUUGCGGAACGCUGCCAAGAGUUUGUGUGCACUGCCACACAAGGAUGUAGCAGCUGGAGCAGCAGCGUCACGCCAUGUGGGAAACGAUACCAAAGCACUCGAUGCUCUAUGCUUCGACCUGUGCUAUACAAUCGUGUUGCUCGAGCAACUUGGCAUCCAGGACGCCGACGAACGCGUUCAAUUCGUGGACCACUUCGAGAAACAACCAGAACUGUCAGGACAUGGAUCUCUGGCGAGUGGCGAUCAUGACGGACGGUCUGAGCUGGUGGCUUGGCUCACAGGCGCAUUCCUGUAUCUGGAGGCACUUCAACGCAAGGUCACGUUCUCUAUUGAGUCCGAGUUAUUGGCAGAGCAGCUCAGUGCGGGACUCCCUCUCGGCUGGAAUAUGAGCUUGAUGGUCUUCGUGGCCGCCUGCGUCUACCUGUACCUCACGACUGGCCGAGCAGGGGCCAAGGGGAGAGCUGGUCGACGUUCUGGUAGCUACCACCGCGUUGUCAAUGGUGGGGCCAAGGCGAAAUACAAGGACGCGACGCAGUCCAUAUCGUUCAUCGACGACGCUCGUGAAUAG